Coregonus clupeaformis (lake whitefish) is the source of this 1880-nucleotide messenger RNA. RefSeq names its product zinc finger protein 501-like. Lineage: Eukaryota; Metazoa; Chordata; Actinopteri; Salmoniformes; Salmonidae. The record is from RefSeq and is a predicted model, not a curated record. The coding region runs from base 1 to 1194 and encodes 397 amino acids. The transcript has 3 exons. Gene Ontology annotation, biological process: regulation of transcription by RNA polymerase II. Gene Ontology annotation, molecular function: RNA polymerase II cis-regulatory region sequence-specific DNA binding; DNA-binding transcription factor activity, RNA polymerase II-specific.
AUGCAUCUUUCAGGCGAUGCUGCCAGCGUGACCAGAGUGAAAGAGGAGGAAGAUGUUACAGUGAAAGAAGAGGAAGACGCGUUCAGAGUGAAAGAAGAGGAAGAUGUGGGAGAGAUAACUGUCACGUUGAAAGAGGAAGAGGAGUUUGGAGAUCUGUUUAACACCAGAGAGAGACCAGACUCUCACUCUGACAGCGGGAAGAGUCCUUCAGGGGAACCAGACCCAGAGACGUCCAAACCAGUGAGACGACACCACUGCUCCCACUGUGGAAAGAGUUUUACUAAGUUACAGAACCUAAAAGAGCAUGAGAGGACUCACACAGGAGAAAAGCCUUUCCAAUGUUCCCAGUGUGGAAAGAGUUUUAGUCAGUUAGGGAGCCUGAAAAUACAUAAGAGAAUACACACAGGAGAGAAGCCUUACCACUGCUCCCACUGUGGAAUUAGUUUUCGCUGGUUAAGGAGCCUGAAGGAGCAUGAGAUGACACACUCUGGAGGGAGGAAGAUCUACCACUGCCGUCAGUGUGGAAAGAGUUUUAACCAAUUAGGGAGCCUGAAAAUACAUACAAGAAUACACUCUGGAGAGAAGCCUUACCACUGUUCCUGCUGUGGAAAGAGUUUUAGCUGGUUAGGGUACCUAAAACGGCAUGAGAGAAUACACACAGGAGAAAAGCCUUUCCAAUGCUCCCAGUGUGGAAUGACUUUUGCCUGGUUAGGGAGCCUGAAAACGCAUGAGAGGUCCCACACAGGAGAAAAACCUUUCCAAUGCUCCCAGUGUGGUAAGGGUUUUACCCAGUUAGGGAACCUAAAACAGCAUGAGAAGAUACACACAGGAGAAAAGCCUUUCCAAUGUUCCCAGUGUGGAAAGAGUUUCACACAGUUAGGGAACCUAAAAGAGCAUGAGAGGACACACACACAAGAAAAGCCCUACCGAUGCUCCCUGUGUGGAAAGAGUUUUACCCAGUUAGGGGCCCUGAAUAGGCAUGACAGGACACACACAGGAGGGGAUAAGACCUACCACUGCUCCCAGUGUGGAAAGACAUUUAACUGGUUAAGGCACCUGAAUAAGCAUGAAAGGAUACAUACACAGGAGGAGAAGACAUACCACUGCUCUCAUUGUGGAAAGACAUUUUCCCAGUCAGAGGACCUGAAAUCACAUGAGAGAAUAGAGAGGCUAUGUUCUGACUUAUGUUUUUGACUGAGAAUGUGUUUUUGUUAAUGCCACAUGAAAUCAUUGUUUAUAUGAAAUCUUCCUCAAAAAUAGGCCUGUUUUUGUAUUUGGAUACAUGAUCAUAUCUAACAUCAGAUUAAAAUGUGUAUUUUGUUUUGAUGAUACACUUUUAUAUAUUGGAUACAAGUAUGAACCCUUAGAUGUUCAUUAUAUGAUUUGGAUAUUUUAAAAAAUUGCUAGUUGGGUCAUUCCUAGUAUCCGGUGCCUUUUGGACCUCAUCACUUUUGGAUAUUUCUUUAUAUAUAUAUAUAUAUAUAUUUUUUUGUACUCUAUGAAAAAAAAGUUACGUUUGCGUUUCAGAAAAACAUAUUGGUGCAUCACCCUAACAGGGUGGAACCUAACAGGGUGGAACCUUACAGGGUGGAACCUAACAGGGUGGAACCUUACAGGGUGGAACCUUACAGGGUGGAAAUGUUGAGCCUAAAUUAGUCAUAGCUCUGUGAGGGAGAAAGUUUUGCGCUAGCAUAAUGGUGAACACUUGAACAGGAUUUUAACUUCUCUAUCAAACAUAUUUUUACAUUUAGAAAUGUGAUAAAUGUUAUUUCCAAUUUAGCCUGACAGGGUGGAAAUGUAUGAGUGGGACAUACAGACUAACAACAUGAAUCAGUGCUUAUAUGUAUGUAGCUUUGCACCAAAUAAAUUAUGACACUUCC